AUGCGUGGCCGUCGUCGCCACGUUCGCGACGAGCCAAAGCCGGUCCGGAUCGCCACCCUUCCCAUCAGUUGGCUGCAAUCGUCAGACACCAAUCACUGGCAUUAUUUCACUGAGAUAUACAACAUGUGUGUGAACGAAGCCGGCCGUCUGCAGGAUGAGAAGGGCUCUUGGGUCGACGUGACUUCGAUGACGCCGCCGGUCGCAGGCACUUACACUUUUGUUCCUAAUCGUGAGCCGACGCCCCUUGUCUCGCCUUCAGCGCAGCUGUUGAUGCACUAACGUCAAACCAUGUCCGCGCUCCAGACGGCGAAUAUGUAACUCUUUCGACUGGCCCCAUCGGCAAUAAGCUGGGCAGCAUCCCCUCGAUGCGUCACUCGGGCCGCGCGGAUGAUACGAAAAGUUCCUCCAGUCCCACCGUGGCAGCUCGCUACCAGGCGAGUCCACCCUUUCUAGGCUGCUGCCCCACCUGUUGUCCACACUUUAUUUGGCUUGACGUUAAAAACUUGCCACCGACUCCGCCCGAACAACUGUGACCACCUGACAGAACAAUUUCUUCGAAGAUCUUCUAUCGCGUGAUGGCGAGUGUAUCGUUUCGAAGGAAGAAUACCAGGGUUGCGUAGCCGCACACAUUAUACCUAUUUCACGGCUGGAUGUGAGCUCAUUGACACUGCUUUAGUGUUCCGCUGAUGUGGUCACAUGUACUGAUACUCCGCUUGGCCCGGCAGAUCUGGGAGCAGUUCGACGUGGUCUGGCCUUACCUCAGUCCAUGCGGUCUCUUCCUGUCAAAGCGCCUGCAUGAAUCGUGGGAGCGCUACGAAUGGGCCCUCUAUCCCUUGGGAGUGAGUCUCGACGUGAUUGUCUCUGCACCCCCUCUCAUUGCGUCGUACCGACCCUUCGACUGACUCUACAUGCGCCGUAUCUCGGUUCAGGACGGCAACUUGGUCGUGCACUACUUCCAUCCGAGUAGCGACAUCGACUUCGCGUAUCACGGGAAGGUGGUCCCUCGCUCGCAUUUUCGUGGUUCGCGCGCGAACUAUCCCAAUCUCAAGUGUCUCGGCUGGCAUUACCGCCAGUGCGUUCUGAUGCACCUGCGCGGUAUUGCUGUCAGAGAAGAGUAAGCAUGGAUUCUGAUUCUUGACCGUGUCUGACAGCCUUGGCCGUGCCAUGUCAGCUGAGAGGCGUGCAUCACUUGUCAAAAAUGACAGGCCCCACGCCGCGGUGCCCGAGACAGUUUGGGAGGAACGCAGGGCCAUGUGGAGCUGUGACCAUGGCCCCGGUGGUCCGCCACUCAUCUUCUUCUGCAGCUCAUCCCACACUUAUCCGCGCUUCUGA
Molecule: messenger RNA, 1332 nt
Organism: Microbotryum saponariae
Lineage: Eukaryota; Fungi; Basidiomycota; Microbotryomycetes; Microbotryales; Microbotryaceae
Source: the annotation of a GenBank genome assembly